Molecule: messenger RNA, 264 nt
Organism: Malassezia restricta
Lineage: Eukaryota; Fungi; Basidiomycota; Malasseziomycetes; Malasseziales; Malasseziaceae
Product: complex 1 protein (LYR family)
Exons: 4
Coding region: 1-264 (87 amino acids)
Biological process (GO): respiratory electron transport chain
Cellular component (GO): mitochondrion
Source: RefSeq, a predicted model, not a curated record
AUGCUACCACGCGGACAUGCUUUGCGUGCGCGAGCGAUAGGGCUCUAUAAGGAGCUGCAUCGUCUUGGGCGCGACUAUCCUGACCCGAACUACCAUUUUAUCCCAAAGCUCCGCUCGGCGUUCCGAAAGAAUGCGCAUCUCACCGAUCCAGCGCAGAUUGAGAAGCUGCAUGCGCUCGGCCAAUUCGUCAAGAAAGAGACGGAAACUCUGUACAUGUUGAAAAAGUAUCGCACAUUGCGUCGUCGCUAUGUACAAGACGAUUAG